AGUAAACUCUCUUUUUGUCUCUAUUGUUGAAAAAAUGGAAGUGAGAGGCCCAGUGAUAUGGAUGUUCUUAAUGUGUUGCAUAUUUGGUCACUUAAUUGUAAGUCAUAAGAAUGACUUAGUGGAAGCCAAAAGCUUUUCAAAAUCUGAAGAUUUGGAAAUCGAGAAGAGACUACAGACUAUCAACAAACCCGCCGUCAAGAACAUCAAGACCAUAGAUGGAGAAAUAUACGGAUGUGUGGAUUUCUUCAAGCAACCAGCAUUUGAUCAUCCUUCUAUGAAGAAUCACACAUACCAUUACAAGAUGCGUCUAAUCUGGAAAGAAAUGGGAGAAAGAGAGACAAACAAUACUGCUUUUGGUUACUUAUGGGAGAAUGGUGUGGGUUGUCCCAUUGGUACAGUCCCUAUGCAAAGAGUCACCAAAGACGAUCUUUUAAGAUUAGACUCAUUUGGUGAUAAUCAUAAACCCUGUGGUUCUUGGAACACUACCACUUAUGAUCCUAAUAAUGUUGUUCAUUACAACCAACAUCGUUUUGCGGUAGCUCGAACGAAGAACAUAGGAAGGAGGUUCAAUGGAGCAACGAUGGAACUUUGUAUAACCGCUCCUAAGGUUAAGCCAACCCAAUUCAGUGCUUCAAGACUUCACAUUCAGAUGGGAAGGGAUUUCCUCCAAGCCGGUUUGACUGUAAAUCCAGUAUUGUACAAGGACAAGCAACCUCGAACUUUUGUCUAUACAGAUUCAAAUGGAAACUCAUGUUACAAUACCAACUGCAACGUUGGAAUAGUACUUAUUCGUCAUGACAUUGCACUUGGUAUGUCAUUGGUGCCAGUGUCUACUCGUGGUGAUUGGCCAAAAUACUAUACAAAGAUCGGUCUAGUCAAGGAGAGAAAAAAUGGAAAUUGGUGGUUGCAAAUGGGUGGUAAUUAUGAGCCAGUAAAUAUUGGAUUUUGGCCGGGGCAUAGGUUUCAACAAAGCUAUGGAAAUUAUGUCGAGUGGGGUGGAGAAGUGUACAGGGCAUCACUGCCGAGUCCUCAAAUGGGAUAUGGAUAUUUUCCAAUUCAGGAUAAAAAUUAUGAUGCAUAUAUCCAACACAUAUCCAUACGCGACCGUUAUUAUAACAUAGACCGCAAUGUGGACUAUCUCGAAGACUAUUCAGACGAUAAUCGAGGCUAUCAAGUGAUAGACACCCGAGAUCCUAUACAUAGGGCCGGUCAUAUAAUCUUUUAUGGUGGUCCAGGAAAUAUCUAG
Molecule: messenger RNA, 1246 nt
Organism: Arabidopsis thaliana (thale cress)
Lineage: Eukaryota; Viridiplantae; Streptophyta; Magnoliopsida; Brassicales; Brassicaceae
Product: NEP-interacting protein, putative (DUF239)
Exons: 7
Coding region: 35-1246 (403 amino acids)
Source: RefSeq, marked reviewed